AUGUCCUCCCUCCAUAACCCGGGCAUCGGCCCAAGCAUUCAUCCCAACGGGGUCUCCAGCACCCCAACCAAGCAAAUCGACCUCGCCCAAAACCCCUACGCGUCUGAAUCCAAAUGGCGCCACGUCGAGUCAACCGCCUUCGCCCGCUGGGAGCGUGAGAACCCUCGCCCGGAGAUUGGCGGCAUCAGCCCAUCCUCCCAUGCGGCUGCUGGUGUCAGAAGCAGUGGCAAUGGCCCUCAAGAAUACAAAAUCAUCUGCGGCCCCCUCCUCAACUUUCGUCGCAUGGAAGGUCACGGUCGCCGCUGGUUCGGCAGCGUGCUGAUUGUGACUGAGGGCGGGGGGAUGAUUGUGCCUGAGAAGGGGCAACGCCCGGUACUGAAGCUCCGCCGGGUUGGGAAUAGCGAGAAGAAUGUGCAGUUUAUCGAGGGCCUGUGUCUGUACUCUGAUCCGAAGGUGACCUUCUGGCGGUAUGACCUUGAGGUAGCCGUUCGGAGCGAAGGAAGUACGUGGGAGUAUGGGUUCAACUGUGGGAAGGGACCGAAGGUGAGCAUGGGAGAGCAGGUGCCCGAUCCUAAGAAGAAAGGGAACCUUCCAGGGGAGAAGAGGGAGUUGAGGGAAGGGUAUCGAUUCGUGAUCCCCGCUUUUGAGGAGAGUAUGAGGAUCAUGUUCUUCUCAUGCAAUGGGUUCAGUGUUGGGACGGAUGAGAAUGCCUGGACUGGGCCGGUGCUGUGGAAUGAUGUGCUGAGACAGCAUAAGGAGAGACCGUUUCAUGUUAUGAUUGGUGGCGGCGACCAGCUCUACAACGACGGCAUCCGUGUCGAUGGGCCGCUCGCGGAAUGGGCGGAUAUUGCGAAUCCCAAGAAACGGAAGGAUCAUCCUUUCCCAGAGGAAUUGCGCCAGAAGUGUGAUGAGUACUAUCUCAGAAACUACCUGUGGUGGUACUCUACGGAGCCGUUUGCCUCGGCGAACUGCGUGAUUCCUCAGCUCAAUAUUUGGGAUGAUCACGAUAUCAUCGAUGGCUUUGGCUCAUACGUCGACCGCUUCAUGAAAUGCGACGUCUUCCGCGGCAUUGGCGGCACCGCGCACAAGUAUUACAUGCUCUUUCAGCACCAUCUGCCUCCUCCAGCCAGGACCUACACGACAGGUGGUCCCUCUGCGGCAGGGAAUGAUCAGGCCGGAGGAGCUGGCCAGACAGCCAAUUCUUACGUACACCCUCCGAUCAAGGAGCCUAACUAUAUUUAUGGCCCCCAUCCAGGGCCAUAUGUCGCUGAGCAUACUCACAACAUGUUCGCCCGACUCGGCGCCAGGGUCGCCUUCGUGGGCAUCGACGCCCGUACUGAGCGCACGCGCCACCAAGUCAACCGCCCUGAUACGUACGAAGCAAUUUUCACACGUCUCUACGAGGAAUUCUCCUCCGCGAAGCAAGCUAAGCGUCCCUACAAGCACCUGAUCCUCCUACUCGGCAUCCCCAUCGCCUACCCGCGCCUGACCUGGCUGGAAAACAUCUUCUCCAGCCCGCUCAUGGGCCCCAUGAAGCUCCUCAACCGGCGCGUGGGCUUCGGCGGCAGCUUCUUCAACACUUUCGAUGGCAGCGUCGAUCUGCUGGACGACUUGGACGACCACUACACCGCGCGCACCCACAAGGAGGAGCGCAACUGGUUGAUCAAGAAGCUCCAGGUCUUGAGCGCGCGGUUCUCUGUCCGAGUGACCAUCCUCGGUGGCGACGUCCACCUCGCUGCCCUAGGCCGCUUCUACGCCAAUCCGAAACUCGGCAUCCCUGUUGAGAAAGACUACCGCUACAUGGUGAACAUGAUUUCCUCUGCCAUUACCAACAAGCCGCCUCCGCUGGCUGUCGCAAACCUGCUUGCUAGCAGAAACAAGAUCCAUCAUCUCGACCACGAAACAGACGAGACGCUGCUCAAGCUGUUUGACAAGGACCCAGGUCCCGCAACCAAGACGGCAGGCUACAACUGCGUCACCAUGCCCAGCCGAAAUUUCACCAUCAUUACAGAGAACUCCCCGCAUAACACCACUAUCGUCGAGGCGAGUACAAACAGCACUGCUACCAAUGGCAACGGCAACGGCAACGGCAACGGCGCCCUCCCCGAACUUCAGCCCCCUAAUCCCCUCAACCCUGACGCGUCCUCCCUCCCCCCCGGCUCAAUCCACUCCCACUCCCAUUCCUACCGCCCCCGGCUAGGCAGCUUCCUCUCCUCCCGCUCGCACAAUCGCCCCGCAAGCGUGGACAACCCCUCCUCCGCAGCCUCAACCCAAACCGGCAAUUCCAGAUCUAAAUCCAAAUCCGGGCUCUUCCCCCGCUCUAAACCCGACCCGCGCAACCCCCUCUACGAAGGGGAACUCUCCUGUGGCACGAAACACCGCGCCGCAGACCCAAGGCUGCACGGCAGAGCGGCAAAUGACGGGUCCCUGGACGUGUGUAUCUGCGUGGAAAUCGAUCGGGGAGAUGCAACCGGGAAGACACAGGGGUAUGGUAUGACGAUUCCGGUGUUGGAGUACGAGGGCGAGGUGCCGGAGGAUGUGGGGUAUUUGGUGGAGAGGAGAGCAUCGAUUAUUGAUGGGGAUAAGGGGCGAUAG
This is a messenger RNA of Thermochaetoides thermophila DSM 1495, 2595 nucleotides long. RefSeq lists its product as uncharacterized. Lineage: Eukaryota; Fungi; Ascomycota; Sordariomycetes; Sordariales; Chaetomiaceae. The coding region runs from base 1 to 2595 and encodes 864 amino acids. The record is from RefSeq and is a predicted model, not a curated record. The transcript is spliced from 6 exons. Gene Ontology annotation, cellular component: membrane.